AUGCUCGAACAAAAAGAGAAAGAGAAAGUAAUUGAGUUAGCCUGCGUGGACGAGGUCGAACAUGAAAAACUAGACGAAGUAGUAGCAUCUAUUGCCCAAAAGCUUGACCUCAAUACCGAGGACAUUGAGCAGGUCCGGAGAGUGGGUGCCCCAAAGAAGAAGGUAGACGCAGAACACGGCGAUAAGCAGGCGCGAGCGCGGCCGAUCGUUGUUACCAUGCGCACUAAGGCAGCCCGGGACCAAUGGAUAAACAAGCGCAAGACUCGUCUCACUAAGGGCGAAGUGAAGGGACGUAGCACCGCUACGGCCUUGACCCAGUUCUCUAAUUAUGUUAACAAGAGCCUUGGCGGCGGACAACAGGUAAUUGCUUUAUUUAUUGAUUACAAAAAAGCAUUCGACACGCUGGACCACGAGCAGCUAUUGCAGGCAAUGGAUGAAUGUGGCAUCAGAGGACCCACGAAUCAAUGGUUCCGCGAAUACCUAAACAAUAGGACCCUGCGCACUGCCAUCAAUGGUGAGUCGGGAUCCGACGCGCACGUCACUCUCGGUGUGCCGACCGGCUCGGUGUAUGGGCCGGUUGGGUACAUCAUGCAUGUGAACAGCGUGUCGAAUGUAGUCCAAAACUGCACAGUCUACAUGUAUGCGGAUGAUAUGUGCCUGUUGUUCGCUGGCAAGGACGUACGGACAUGGUGA
This is a messenger RNA of Cydia strobilella, 693 nucleotides long. RefSeq lists its product as uncharacterized. Lineage: Eukaryota; Metazoa; Arthropoda; Insecta; Lepidoptera; Tortricidae. The coding region runs from base 1 to 693 and encodes 230 amino acids. The transcript has 2 exons. The record is from RefSeq and is a predicted model, not a curated record.